Molecule: messenger RNA, 4881 nt
Organism: Entamoeba invadens IP1
Lineage: Eukaryota; Evosea; Mastigamoebida; Endamoebidae
Product: protein serine/threonine kinase, putative
Exons: 1
Coding region: 1-4881 (1626 amino acids)
Biological process (GO): protein phosphorylation
Molecular function (GO): ATP binding; protein kinase activity
Source: RefSeq, a predicted model, not a curated record
AUGGCUCUUAUUUUACUCAUUUUUCUCUCCACUUCAUACUCACAAUCGUUUAACAACAAAACUUAUAACAUAUGCGAGAAUACCGGUGGUGGAUUCUAUGAUGUUCCCAGUGGUGUGAAUACGAUCACAGACUCCUGCGACUUAAUACGACUUUCUAUUGGUGAGGAGAGCAAAUUGGUGUUAAGUCAAGGCGUUAGUGUCAAUGUCAUAGAAAGCGUCGUCGUUUCUAAAACGGGUGAGUUGACUUUAAAAGACAACUCGUCUCUUACAACGGAAAACAAUACAACAGUCGAUUUCUAUGACAAUUCCUCAGCAACAAUGAAUGAAGAGUCACUGAUCAAUGCAACGACUCUUAAUUUCAAAGGAAGAGCUUCAUUAAUAUUAACAGAGAACUCCUCCAUCAUAUUACAAGACGCGUUCAACGCGUUUGUUCUAUCAAAUAUAGUAAUGACGGGGAAGUCUUUCAUUGACACAAAUUCGUUUUUGGUGUACGACAAAGUCAGUUUGACAUUGAGAAACGAGAGUUACAUCAAAACUGUUAUUAAUCCAAAAUUCCGAGGAGGAGUCGUGUGGUUUAGAGAUUCAAGUAAAAUAGAGUAUACUCUAUCAACACGAGACUUGAAUAUUUAUGGCGAUUCAUUAUUCUGUAUGACAGAUGACGCUUCUAUUGAAGCCGCAGGUUCAGUCACUGUGGCGGAAAGUUGCGAAGUACGGUUGAUGGGACGAGUGAAGGUCAAUAUUGCCUCUUCAUUUAAUAUCAAUGUCAACGCAAAUGCGUUCUUGAAUGAAAGUGUCGCAGUCACAACAAAAUCGUUUAAUUUGAACAACUUUGCUGUUGUUGAAAUUGCGGGUUCUGUGACAAUUAAAGUAAUUAACAAUUUUAAAGUGGCUGGACAAGCUUUUUACACCUUGAAAGAUCAUGCUUUGAUGACAAUGAAGAACAUCAAUCUCAACGGCGGUGCAAUGAAUAUGUACGACGACACAACAAUGACAGCAACUACUGUGUUAUCUAUGACGAAUUAUAUGUCCCUCAAUUUGUUUAAUACCAGCGUAAUUACAUGUGGUGGUGUAUCGUUCUUACAAAAUCAAAGAACCGCUUUAUUUGCACAAACGAAAUUGAGUUCGACAAGUUCGGCGCAAAACAUAGUCAGUGGGGGAGUUGUGACACUUUACAAUGAGAGCAUUUUUGAGACGAAAAAGACGUUACAAAUGAAUGGAAAUGGCUCUAUUGAGCUUUAUGACGAAUCGCGUUUGAAUGUGAACACCAACAUAAAGAUGAUCGAUCAAUCACAACUGUCGAGUUAUGGAGAGUCAACUGUAAUUACAAUAAACAUCACGAUGAGUGGAGACGCUCUUUUGAAAGUUUGUGGGAAGUCGAAAACGGAACCAAGUGGGUUAGUCACUCUUGGAGAGAAUUCGAUGAUUGUUAUUGAAGAUAAUGGUUUAUUUGCGAUAAAGGAUAUUGUAAUGGAAAACGGAACCACUUUGGUACUUAAAAGUGAGAAUAAUAUGAACUGUGCAACUUUUGAAACGUUCAAUGCCGUUGGAGGUAACGUGGAAAUAAAUGGCAAUUCGUUCAUCAAGGGCAAAACAUUAAAAUCGUCGUUUAAUAUCAUUGAUUUAAAGAAACGAGUGAUUGGAGCAUUCCCCCUCUUCAUUGUCGACACCAUUGAACAUAUCGAAAUUGGGGAAGUCAAAGGAGAUACACUGGAUUUGGUAUCGUCGCCGAAUCCAAUUACUAUUGAUCCCCUCCCAAAUGGAACAUUUUUACUUCAAGAAAGAAGACUACUUCGAUACGGCAAUGCUUCAGAUCCAACUAACGUUGUGUACUGCCAUAUGAAAGUGAAUGAAGUGGCGGAUGCUUCAUAUAUAGAACCACACUGUCCAUGCACUGGAAUACAUUGUGUGGCUGUGCCUGAUCAAACACUUGGCUCUGUCAUAAUUAACAUUGAUGAAAUAGUCAUUGGAAUGCAACGGGUCGGCGCUGGAAUUACAUUUGGUGAAAUGGUGAGAAACAGCACUAUCUUAUUCAAAGACGCUCUAAUGAUUUUACAUGGUAAAAAUAGUUUACCGACAAAACUGGCAACUUCAAUUGAAUUUUCUAUUGACGAGGAAACGUAUCGAGUUGAUGGGAGUGGCGUGGAGUUCAUCGAAUAUAUUGUGAACAACGAGGUGAACCCAAAGACAGUGAGUGUGAUAUCUUCAACUAUUCCGCUUGUUUUCAUGUCUAAAAAUGGAUAUAUAGUCGGUAAUAAAGUGUAUGAAUAUCUUUACUACAAUCCAACGAACAACACGUUAAAUACAAUACAUGAGACAGACCCUAUUUGUGAGGACGGGUUUAUCAAAAUCGAUAAGAAGUGCGUUUCUGAUGAGAACUGUAAACAAGCAAACGGUGAGUGGUGUGUUAAAUGUUACGAUGGAUAUGUUGGUGGCAAGAACAAGAAGUGUUACAUCCCCGAUGAUCACUGCCAAAUUGUGGCGAUGAACCUUUGCUCUCUGUGUUCGCCAAAUUCUUCAUAUGUGAACGUUGGUGGCACUUGCACUGAAAUUUCUGAUUAUUCUCUUAAAGACGAUGUCCACAUCAUCAGUUGCCAACCGAAGUUUUAUUUGGACGAAGGGACGUGUAAAAGUUGUUUAACGAAAUAUCUCAACUGUGACUUGUGUGACUCGGUCAAGUGUUUCCGAUGUUCCAGUACUUACGAGUUGUCUUCUGAUAACACGUGUGUGAAAUCUCAAUGUGGAACUGUUGGGUAUGAAAUGGAUGAGAAUGGGAAAUGUUACAAACUGUCUGGGAAGUGUGGAACUUCUGUGAAUGGUGUUUGCAUGAAAUGUGAAACGGGAGAGAUCUUGGACAAUACCAGAGAGUGUGUCACAAGUAAAGACACGUUGUGUGAGCAAAGUUCUUCGAACGGUUGUCACAAGUGCAUUUCUGGGUAUUUCUCCAAUUCGAUAUUGCAGUGCGACAAGUGUGACGAGACGUGCGCGUCUUGUUACAACAAAACGACUCAAUGCACGUCAUGUCCCGAAAACCGAUUUCUGAACACGAAGAACCACACGUGUGAUACGAACGAUACUUUUUAUUAUUCGUGUGACAAAAUUUCAGUUGACGGGCAAUUUUGUGUGCGGUGUAAGAGUGGGUUUUACAAAACAGGAACAACGUGUCUUCAAUGUAAAGAGUCUUGUGGAACGUGCUUAGAUGGCAAUUCUUGUUUAACGUGUGGUCCACUCUACUUCAUGACAAUAGUAGGCGAAUGUCUCUUGAAAAGUUCGGUAGAAGGGUGUCAAAAAGAAGUGACGUCGGAUGGAUGUUCCGCAUGUGUCGAUGGAUAUUACAUAUACCAAGGGAAUCAAUGUAAGAAAUGCAACACGACGUGUUCGACAUGUGAAGAUGAUGAAAUGUGCACUUCAUGUAAAGACGGUUACAUCAUUGAGAAUAAUGAGUGUGUGAAUUAUCAAAUUGUAGAUAAGUGUGUGGAAGCACGUGACUCGAAAUGCACGAAAUGCACAUUUUGGCAUCGACCCGUUUCAUAUGGUCAAUACUGUGAGGCCCAUGUGGUGUGGUGGGUUGUCUUGUUGAUCAUUCUCUUCUUCAUAUUACUUGUUUUUUCGAUAAUUACACUCAUAAUAUACAUUCUUCGAGUAUUGACUGACCGGAAAAGACGGAAAAUUCAAGAGAAGAAUACGUCGAUAUUCCGUAUUGAUAAGUCGAAUGUGGAGUUCAAAAACAUUGGUGGUGGAUUUAUUAUCGAUCAUACUAUUUUAGACUACAACGAUGAGAAUGAAGAGAUCCCAGUCGGCGUCGAAACUAAAAUGUUGGUUUGUGUUGGGAAUGUCACUGAACCCCUUGUCAAAAUGCAAUUUACCACAAAGAAUGUUCCAGAGAAAUAUUCGAUCCGUGUUGUUCCCGAUUUGGUAGUUUUGAAGAAGGGAGAGGGUUGUGAGUUUAACAUCUGUAUCACGCCAUUAUGUAUGUGUUAUGUUGAUGAUAUCAUGUUACUUCAUGUUGAAAACAUUCACAGCGGGAAAGGGAGGAGUGUAGAAAUCGGGUUAGAAGCAUCGACUGGUAUAUCUUCCCGACUGAACCCGGAAGAAUUACUACGGAACACGAAAAUAGGGGAAGGUUCCUUUGGUGUCGUGUACUCGGGUGAGUUCCGAGGGAAUAAAGUAGCGAUCAAAGUGAUGAAAGAAGGGAAUAACACGGAAGAGGCGAUGAAUGAAUUUGAGCAUGAAGUUGAGAUGCUAGACAAAUUCCGAAGUGACUAUAUCAUUCAUUUCUAUGGAGCUGUCUUCAUCCCAACGAAGACGUGUUUAGUCACUGAGUUUGCGGAACAUGGGAGUUUAUAUAGUCUUAUUAAAACAAAGAAGGUGCAUAAGAUUGAACUUCGCGUUCGCUUUUUAAUAGAUGCUGGUCGAGGGAUCGAAUACUUACAUAACAAUGGGAUCCUUCAUAGAGAUAUCAAGCCAGAUAACAUUUUAAUCUUUUCCUAUGAUCUCAAAGAGAAUGUUUUAGCGAAACUGACUGACUUUGGAUCAUCAAGAAAUAUUAAUAUGUUAAUGACUAAUAUGACAUUCACUAAAGGAAUAGGUACUCCCGUGUAUAUGGCGCCCGAGAUAUUGAAUCAAGAACAUUAUAAGAAAGAAGCUGAUGUCUAUUCCUUUGGUGUAACAAUGUUCGAGUGUUUAUCGUGGCGAACAGCAUUCCCGAAGAGUGAGUAUCCUUUCUCCUGGAAAAUCGCAGAGACUAUCAUCAGUGGGAAACGACCCGAACGGACUCCAAACGUCCCCCAAAAGUAUUACGAUAUCAUCACUCACACUUGGGCACAAACCCCAUCUGAACGGUUCACAAUUCAAGAAGUGAUCAAACAGUUAGUCACAGCAUAA